Molecule: messenger RNA, 491 nt
Organism: Rubroshorea leprosula
Lineage: Eukaryota; Viridiplantae; Streptophyta; Magnoliopsida; Malvales; Dipterocarpaceae
Source: the annotation of a GenBank genome assembly
ACAAAAAAAGUCAAGAAAUUUAAAUAGCAGCUGCUAUACCCGUUACCCACUAUUUGUAUAGCGGCCGCUAUUAACGGUCAUAGCGGCCGCUAUUGUUCACCCGCUAUGCUAUGGAGAAUUUUCAUAGCGGCCAUAGCUGGCCGCAAUGCUAUACCGCUAUAGCGGCCGCUAUAGCCGCUAUUGACAACACUGAUGAUGGGAAUCAAGACGACAGCAUAUCUACUACGUCAUGUGAUCCAUUACACACCCAAGGAGGUCCAAUCACGCGAGCUAGAGCUAAGAAAAUGCGUGAAACUUUAAAUGGCCUUAUUGAGCAGAUCUGGAUUGAAAACAACAUACAACAAGCAAAUCAAAGCUUGGAUGAUUAUCAAAGCAUGAUAAACAUCAUUCAGGUUCAAGAGAAGCUUAAUUGAGGUCAUUUAUGGUAAAUUACCCAGUUUGCAUCAAUCUCACAAUUCUGUCGCAAUUUGUAACAAACUGAUAUUUCAUGU